AUGUCUUCCCACUCGAAUAUGCCUACAGCACAAGCACUUCAUCAGAUGCCGACUAGCAUUGAGGGCAUAAUAGUCCCGCUCCCACGCAACAGGUAUCAGAAGCUCAUCGCCAGGCUCUAUGAAGCAAUGAUAAUGCUCUGGAUUGAACAACCGAUUCAAGGUCCACAUAUCACUGCCAACCACGAUAACAUUAGUUUGAUCGCCUCUCGCCGCAGAUUCAUGACUGGGCUUGCCUACAUCUGCGACUGGGAUAAGGGCGGAAGUACUACGACAUCUAUUGCGGUCCAAGACUCUGAAGACACAAACACUUUCUGGGUGGCUUCGAAUGAAGGAUUCGAGCGGAAUUCGCACUCUGGGACACCGAACUUUUUGAGGGAAUCUUUACAACGCCUCCAAUGCAUAACACAAGUACCAGAUCCUAAUCCAGCUUGGUUAGCUCGCCAGUCGGAUCAUUGUGCCCGCUUCUUUACCAUAUUUGCAGCCCCCAGAAUCAAGAAGGAAGCAAGCCUAUUAUCAAGAAUGGCAACAUCAUGCAUUCAGCAUCUGAACGGCAUGGUCACUCGUCGUGGAAACGUGACUGAUACUGGGACGUCUGAUAAUGUUAUUUAUCUUAUGAGCAUAACUAAUGAACUCUUAGAAGCCAGAAGUCUUGAAAGAUGGCUGCAUCAUUUCCAGUCCCGAGAAACACUGGAAGCGUAUGACAUAUGCAUGGAAGCCUACAACGCUCGUAACGAUCCUCAGAUGGACACGCUCCGACGAUUGAGUCAAGAAGUGCUGUCCAAUGAAGAUGGUGAAUCGCUGGCAAAGGCAUCGCGGGGAGCAAGACAUUUCGUUGGACGCCUUGCGGAGCAUAUUCGCGUUUCGAAGCAGCUCGUUGAGGACGCUUUGCGUGCAAGAGAGGUCCUUGAUGUAUUCCAGGUGUCCGAGAUACCUACCCCGUUAUGUGUCCAGCCUCCAGAGAUUGAUCCCUCUGUCACCCUGGAUCGCAUACUUGGGAGAAUGAUUCGAAAGGAGGAUGAGGAGCUUUCCAGUAUCAGACAAGGCCUUUCUUCUUUGAACAGCCACGUUGGGUUGGAAGAACGGGUCAAAGAGCGACUUCUAGCGCUACAAUCAAACCCCCCAAUAGUGCAUUGCGAGGUUCAAGUCCUGGAUCAUUUUCACAAAGGCAGAAUGCGCUUUGUGGGCGAUGACCGCUUUGUCGGAACUAGCAAGUUUUCAUGCUUAUGCUGUAAGCUAUACUAUCGACACCACCCUUCGAGACCAGUUGAACCUGAUUCUCACGAACAAAUCUACCUCAACUGGGGACCUGUUGGUCUAAUCGAGGGACCCAAAGAUGCAUCAUAUCUAGAGUUGAGAGAGACACUUAAUCCUGUCAUUCAUGGUCUUCGAGAUGGGUUCUUCAGAGCUAUGAGAAACAAAGGUCUCUCGAAUUUCAACCAUCCCAAUUCGAUUACCGGAUUGACUCGCUCGGCGGACACACCGGUCAACAGUGAUUCGGAUGUUGAACUAGAUUCGGAACCGGAAGGUGGAACUACGUUAAAAGACUCUUAG
This is a messenger RNA of Fusarium oxysporum Fo47, 1551 nucleotides long. RefSeq names its product nucleic acid/nucleotide deaminase domain-containing protein. Bases 1 to 1551 code for a protein of 516 amino acids. NCBI's taxonomy places the organism in Eukaryota, Fungi, Ascomycota, Sordariomycetes, Hypocreales, Nectriaceae. The transcript has a single exon. The record is from RefSeq and is a predicted model, not a curated record.